Diospyros lotus (date-plum) is the source of this 2682-nucleotide messenger RNA. Its product is annotated as transcription factor bHLH74. The record is from RefSeq and is a predicted model, not a curated record. Gene Ontology annotation, cellular component: nucleus. Gene Ontology annotation, molecular function: DNA-binding transcription factor activity; protein dimerization activity. NCBI's taxonomy places the organism in Eukaryota, Viridiplantae, Streptophyta, Magnoliopsida, Ericales, Ebenaceae. The transcript is spliced from 8 exons. Bases 941 to 2200 code for a protein of 419 amino acids. Gene Ontology annotation, biological process: regulation of DNA-templated transcription.
UGGUUAGUCUUGUCUUUUAAAAUCAUACAUGUCACCAAUCUCUCUCUCUCUCUCUCUCUCUCUCACUUACAGUCACUUUAUAUGCUCUCUCUCUCUAGCCUCCUAGAGCUAAAGUGAGUCUUUGAUCUAUAAAGAGUAGGAAUUCGGUACUCGGUUGUUGUUUCUGCAAGUUCCCUGUUGGUGAAUUUGGUUUCUUUGUCCUGUAGAAUUUAAGCAACCAUUUGGUGCCUUCCAGGGUUCCAUCGAACACCCAAAUUCAGGAACGCUGUCUCCGGACUCUGUCCAUUUCAAUUUAUCUGUAAUUCGAGUCGAAUUCAUUCGAUGCUUUCUUCUGCCCCUUUUUGGGUCUCACUUGAAGAGAUUCAACUCAACUCAAGCUUGGAUUGGAUUGAAAUUAGUGUUUAAUUGUGGGGAGGAUGUAGAAGUCAUUGCAAAAGAGGGAAGAAAAGGGAAUCUGCUUUCUUUUUGCUUGUCCGGUGAGCUGUUGCUUAGCUAUUGCCAUUUGUUUUCUUCUUUGCCUACUUUAUGCUCUGAAAGUUCAUACUUUCUUGUCUCUGGGAAUUACUUUUUUUUUUUUUUUUUUGGUUUGCCCCCUGCAUUAGAGAGUAGACUUGAGCCUAGGGUUUUCGAAAGAAGUAACAAGUAGCUGGUGCUACGUGGAUUUUAUGCCUGCUACAUUGAUUUCCCCUUUUCUUUUGUGUGUACUGUGGAUGCUGCAAUGGGAGGUUUUCUUUUGCUUUAACCCCUGCCUUCUAUAAAGCUGCCAUGGUUGUUUGUUCCUGGUUGAGCCCUGCAAGAUAUAACCAGCUAAUUUUGGUCAAACUCACUUUCCCUUUCUGUAUAUAAUUCAUUCUUUGCUGCGACCAUAUCUAGCCCUGGUUUGGGCAGCCAUUGCGGUUUGUUUUGAAGGUUUUUGAGGCCUUGUUUUUGUCUUCAGAACAUGGGUUCUGAGGAUACAGCUAACGAAAUGGGAUUUCAGCAUAGAAGUGGUGACACCAUUCUGAAUUGCCCAUCAACGGGGAUGAACAUGAAUCUCAUCCCUGAUAAGGCUGCAGGAAUCGCAAUGAGUUCGAAUCCUUUUUUCUGUUCCAGUUGGGAUCCCCUUGUUUCACUGAGCCAGAGUGAGAAUUUUGGAGCUUCUCCAGUGGUUCCUCAUAGUGAAUUUGGCAAUUCACCUUAUUCUGUGGUAAUGGAAAAUCAGGGGAUUCAUAGCACCUCCCACCUUGUUCACUUCCCAUCCGAUUCUGGUCUUGUUGAGAUGGUCCCAAGACUUCCGAGCUUCGGAAGCGGAAGCUUCUCGGAGAUGGUCGGUUGCUUUGGCCUGCCGGAGGGCGGUGGCCGGAUUGCUAGUGCUGGCUGUCCUCCAAAUUAUACCCCAAACAAGGAGGAUGGCACUGAGAAAGCUUCAACAAAUGGUGCACCUUCUCAGAUCUCAGAAGAGGAAGCAAUGGGAAGCUCACCUUGUGGGAAAAGGAAAUCUAGAAUGCCCGAGUCCAAUUCUCCCUUCAAUCCCAGUAAGAAUGUGGAUGGAGAGCAGCAAACGGACAUCUCAGGCGAUGGCUUGGAAUACCCGAAAGAACAGGAGGAGAAGAAACAGAAAACUAAACAAAAUGCGAGUGUGAAUUUGCGCGGUAAGCAAACAGGUAAACAAGCGAAGGACAAUUCCAAUAGUGGGGAAACGUCCAAAGAAAAUUACAUUCAUGUGAGGGCCAGAAGAGGCCAGGCAACCAAUAGUCACAGCCUUGCAGAAAGGGUCAGGAGAGAGAGGAUUAGUGAGCGAAUGAGAUUGCUUCAAGAACUUGUCCCAGGAUGCAAUAAGAUUACAGGGAAGGCUGUAAUGCUUGAUGAGAUUAUCAACUAUGUGCAAUCGUUGCAACAACAGGUCGAGUUUCUGUCGAUGAAACUCGCCACUGUCAAUCCAGAACUUGACAUUGAUAUAGACAGAAUCCUAUCCAAAGAGGUUCCGAUCUCACGUGGCAGCAGUGCAGUCGUUCCUGGAUUUGUUCCAGGAAUAAGCACUUCUCACCCUUACCCACCAGGUAUUCCACAGUCAGCCUUGCAGGGAAUCCUGCCAUUCCAUCCCAUCCAUCCGAAUGCAUGGGGGGACAAUGAGCUCCAAAGCUUUCUCCAAAUGGGAUUUGAUUCCAAUCCUGCGAUCAGCAAUCUGGGACCAAAUGGUGACUGCAAGAAGCUCGGUUGAGAUUCGGUGGCCGCAAACUUGUUUACCGGUUCUUACUUUAAACUCAAAAACGCGGAUCGUUAUGUUUGUUAGUGCAGGCGGAUCAAAAUUGGAGCCGUCAGGAUUAUGAGAUUUAUCCAAGGGGAAGAAGAGUUGCUUCCCUCUAGAGUUCUAACACAGGCUAUUCAACUACUCACAAGUUGACUGCAGAUUAGAUUGUACUGGCAAUGGAAAUGGAAAGAAAAAAAGAAAGAAAGAAAGAAACUGGAAAACCAGGAAAAAAGAGUUGUAUUUGUAUAGGGGGGUCUCAGCUCCUAACUGUUUGUUUUUCUUCGAAUUUUAGCAGAAGAAGAAGAAGAAGAAGAAGAGUAGACAGACAGAUAAACAAAGCAUAUGUAUAUUCAGAGUUGAGGGGGGAAAACUGGGAAUUUUUAUUGGUGAAGUCAGAAGUGAUGGGCUUUUUAAUUUGUUGGAUUAAUUUGAUGGGCUUUAAUUUUUAUAUA